Messenger RNA from Manduca sexta (tobacco hornworm), 1168 nucleotides. Its product is annotated as trypsin, alkaline A-like. The record is from RefSeq and is a predicted model, not a curated record. Gene Ontology annotation, molecular function: serine-type endopeptidase activity. Lineage: Eukaryota; Metazoa; Arthropoda; Insecta; Lepidoptera; Sphingidae. The transcript is spliced from 4 exons. Bases 109 to 879 code for a protein of 256 amino acids. Gene Ontology annotation, biological process: proteolysis.
CGUAAUAAGCGAAUGGCAAAUAAAUAAACGACUGAUUUUAUUUAAUCACAGUGAUCAUAUAAAUAAUACAGGGAAAAUUGUAACAGCAACAGUUGUCAAACAGUAACCAUGCGUCUCUUCCUCGCUUUACUGGCUCUGGGCUUCGCAGCCGUAGCGGCUGUCCCAGCAAACCCUCAGAGGAUCGUGGGUGGUUCUACUACCACUAUUCAGCAGUAUCCCACCAUUGUUGCUCUGCUGUACUCCAGGAAUGGAAACACUUUCUUCCAAACUUGCGGUGGUAUCAUUCUCAAUAACAGAAAUAUCCUCACUGCUGCUCACUGCCCCUACCGAGACGUAAUCAACAGAUGGCGUGUUCGAUCUGGUUCGACUUACGCGAACAGCGGCGGUGUCGUUCACAACUUCAACGGCCUAAUGAUCUACCCUAACUUCAACCGAAGAACUCUUGACAACGACAUCGCUAUUAUGCGCACCGCUAGCAACAUUGCCUUCAACAACGCCGCACAGCCCGCCAGAAUCGCUGGCGCCAACUACAACCUCGGUGACAACCAAGUUGUCUGGGCUGCCGGAUGGGGUGCCAUCAGGAGUGAUGGUCCUUCAUCGGAACAGCUGCGCCAUGUUCAGGUUUGGACUGUGAACCAGGCCACGUGCAGGUCUCGCUACGCCAGUAUUGGCCGUACCAUCACCGAAAACAUGUUGUGCUCUGGCUGGCUCGACGUCGGCGGUCGCGACCAGUGCUAUGGUGAUUCCGGCGGUCCUCUAUACCACAACGGUGUUGUCGUUGGGGUGUGCUCCUGGGGCCACGAAUGCGCUUUGCCUAACUUCCCUGGUGUCAACGUUCGUGUCUCACGCUUCGCUAAUUGGAUCAGGAACAACGCCUAAAUUUUUAGGAAGUGCAAUGUAAAAAAUCGUCUACUGUAAAAAAGUUUUUUCUUUUUUAUAUUUUCCCGGAAAGUUGUUUGUGAUAUACUAAUGCGUUCCAUAUGAACUAUGAACACUCAUACAUCAUUCGAUGUACGUUAUAUUUUCGAAUUUUACCUUCUACAGAAAUCAAAUCUUUAAUCUUCGUAUACCGAGUUGAAUUUUCAAUUUGUCAGCAUCAAAGACUGAGAGGACAACGACAACUCUAUGCCACAUUUCUUCAGAUGGAUGAAUAAAGUAUCAAUAAUUA